Molecule: messenger RNA, 303 nt
Organism: Dioszegia hungarica
Lineage: Eukaryota; Fungi; Basidiomycota; Tremellomycetes; Tremellales; Bulleribasidiaceae
Product: carbohydrate-binding WSC
Exons: 1
Cellular component (GO): plasma membrane
Source: RefSeq, a predicted model, not a curated record
CCGCCGGUCGGAACGGACGUCAACGGCUUCAAAUACCAAGGUUGUUUCUUUGACCAGCAAUCCCCCCGUACCCUCGCGGCCAAAUUCGUCUCUUCCAGCAACGUCACCCCCCUCACCUGUGUCAAGUACUGUCAGAGCUUCAACUAUGACCUCGCCGGUGUUGAGUACGGUGUCGAGUGUUACUGUGACAAUGUCAUCGGACCCGCCGGCAAGGCUCUGGACCCCGCCAAGUGCACCGUCUACGCCUGCACCAACGAUAUCACCAAGAACUGCGGUGGAGACUGGGCCAUGGCUCUCUACGCC